UCAGUUGCAUUAAGUUCUUCGAGAUAUACAGAAGUGCUGUUAUCUGUUCUAAACUAGAAAAAACUGAAAAGAUGUCACAAAAUAUUAAUAAAAGAGAUAAAAAAGGCUAUUACACCAUAUUUGCUCCAGGAACACUACAAGCGGAUUUUGAAUAUGGUGUUACAGUUGCACUCCACUAUAUGUCAGAGUGUGUAACAAUGAAGGUGGGCAUAUCUGGACCCUCUUAUAAUGAAACCAAAACCAUUGAGAUCCAGCCGACCGAAUCGAAAAUAGUUGUCUUUAAAAUGCCGCCGCUGUUGGAAGAUGGUACCUACGAAUUGCAAACGGAGGGCAUUAGUGGUUUGAUUUUUACACAAACCUCCGAGUUGAACUACAAAAAUGUUAAGCCAAAGAUUUAUAUACAAACCGACAAGGCAAUGUACAAGCCCGGUGAUUUGGUUCAGUAUAGAAUUUUAGCUCUCGAUGAAUAUACCAAGCCGGCCAAACUUCAAAAGCCCCUACAUUUUACUGUGCUCGAUGGUGCAUAUAAUCAAAUAAAAUACAUUGAGAAUAUACCAUUCGUCAAAGGUGUUCAUUCGGGCAAGAUGCAGUUGUCCGAACAACCGGUCUUGGGAGAUUGGUGCAUUUGCAUAACCUAUGGCGAAGAGAGGUGGACAAGAACAAACAAAAGUUUCAAAGUUGCCAAAUAUGUAUUGCCCAAAUUUAGUGUAGAAAUUGAAGCGGACAAAGAGGUGGCUUUAGCCGAUAACACAUUAAACAUAACAAUUCGUUCAAAAUAUACAUAUGGCAAGCCAGUAAAGGGUAAGGCAACUGUAAGCGCCAACUAUCUGUCGUAUAGUCGAGAAACUACAGUGGCUCAAAAAACCAUUAGCAUGUCAGGCAGAGGAGAUGUGCAAUUCGAUUUAAUAAAAGACCUGCAAAUGGAUCCGCAAUACGAUUAUAUGUCCGAAAUUAUGGUUGAAGUUGUUAUGACCGAAGAUUUGACCGGCAUUCAAAAGAAUUCUUCAACUCGCAUUAAUGUUCGAGGCUCGCGUUAUAUUAUAUCUGUGCCAGAUAUGUGCGGCUCUUAUGAAAUCAACAAGCCCAUUGAGAUCAAAGCCAUAAUCAAAAGAUUUGAUGAUAAACCUUUUACAAGCGACAAAUCUAAAGCCAAACUAAGGAUUUUGGGAGACUCUCAUGAAGACGAUGAUUUGGUUUUUGAAAGUGCUGUGGAUCUGAAUGGGGUGGCAACAUUUAAUUUCACAUUGUCCAAGGAAGGCUACUAUCCCAGUGUAAAAGUUGCAUAUGAGGAAGAAACUUACCACACCAAUGGAUUUAAAGCAGUCGAUGCGGCUCUAAAAGGAAAAGUUUCUCCAAAACCAUAUUUUGAAGAGUGGAUUGUUCUGCAAAUACUUCUCAAACCAGAUGAACCAACAAUUGGUGAAGAUUUCAUCGCUGAUGUAGUGUCGUAUCAGCCUUUAUCCUACUUUGUCUACACCAUUUUGGGACGUGGUAAAAUUCUACAGCAUGAAUAUGUCAAACUAGAACCUCAAGCUAAGACUUGUAGCAUAAAGAUUAAGGCCACAUUCGAUAUGAUGCCUACUGCAAAAAUGAUUGCCUAUUAUAUUGAACAUGGUCAAGUAGUGGUGUGUGAAAAAAUCAUAAAUUUAGCAAAUAAAUUUGAGAAUAAGUUGCAAAUUACAGCUCCAGCUGAGGCAAAAACCGGUGAUGAAGUCACCUUGAAUAUAAAAACCGACCCCAACUCCUUUGUGGGAAUUUUAGGUGUGGAUCAGAGUGUUUUGUUGUUGAAGUCAGGCAAUGAUUUCAAAGGAAAGAAAAUUUUAAAGGAUUUACAUGACUACGAAUCGAAAACACCUCGCCGCAGAAGGUCAUAUUAUGAUCCAGAGUACAGUUUUAGAAGAUCAAGAUGUACCAGAGAUUAUGAUUCACCCGAAAGAUUUUCUGGCUUUGUUGCACAAACAAAUGCUCAUAUUCGAACUCGUUCUUCUGGUUGUUGCUAUUAUGCUAGACCGGUCGAAAUUAUGUCAUUGGAUUUACCAGAUAUGACUGAAAUCCCGGAUAAAGACAGUGAUGAUGAAUGUAAUCUAAUUGCUACUAGUAAAAUUCGUAAAAUUCGCAAAGACUUUUCGGAAAAUUGGAUCUUUCAUGAUAUUGAGAGCGCCGAUUCGAAUGGCCUCGCAAGUUUUACGAAAAAAAUUCCGGACACCAUAACUUCCUGGAUUAUCACAGGAUUUUCUAUGAAUGAAAAUAGUGGAUUUGGUAUAACACAAAAACCAUCGCAAGUUCGGGUAUUCCAACCCUUCUUCUUGAGUACAAACCUUCCGUACUCCAUAAAACGUGGCGAAGUUAUUAAAGUGCCCGUACUGGUUUUCAAUUACCUCGACACGAAGUUAGAAGCCCAAGUUACGAUGGAAAAUGAUGAGGAUGAAUACGAUUUUAUGGAAUCAGAUGAGGAAAACUCAAAUAAUAAACAAAUAACCAAACAAGUAACUAUUCCCUCAAACACUGGCGAAGCUGUAUCGUUUGUCAUCAAACCGAAAAUUGUUGGUGAGGUUGUUUUAAAAAUCAAAGCCAUCACACCAUUGGCAGGUGAUUUGAUGCAUCAGAAACUCAAGGUGGAACCAGAAGGUGUGGCACACUAUAAAAACGAAGCCUUUUUCAUUUCAAGAUCCAACGAUGAUGAUUCUUCUAUGCCACACAUCUUGAAAGCUGAAAUACCUGACGAUGUGGUUUUAGAUUCAGAGUAUUUGGAAUUUUCGGCAGUUGGAGAUAUUGUAGGACCUACGGUGAAAAAUCUCGAUCAAUUAGUUUGCAUGCCCUGUGGUUGUGGAGAACAGAACAUGAUCAAUUUCGUACCCAACAUUUUAGUGCUGCAAUAUUUGGAAGCCAUUAAAAAUGAUUCGCCAUCUAUAGUACAGAAGGCCAAGAGCUACAUUGAGAUAGGCUAUCAACAAGAAUUGAAAUACAAGCACAAAGAUGGCUCCUAUAGUGCAUUUGGCGAAGGUCACAGCGAAUCGAACAGUUGGUUGACAGCCUAUGUGGUACGCUCUUUUCUACAGGCACGAAAAUACACCACCAUCGAUGAAAGAAUAAUAGAUGAAGGUUUUCAGUAUCUGCUUAAGACACAAAAGAAAAAUGGAGAAUUCCCUCAAACGGGUAGCCUUUUCUUUCCUUCAAACCAAAAUACAUUGGGUGUUUCGGGCUUUAUACUGCUGGCAUUCUUGGAAGAUGAGGAUUAUGCGUUGAAAUAUAAAAGCCAAAUUGAAAAAUCCCUACAGUUCCUUAGCAACAAUGUGGACAGUGAAGAAAAUCUAUACUCCUUGGCCAUUUGCCUAAGGGUAUUUUGCAAGACCAAACACCCUAAAGCCCAAACUGUUAUGGAAAGAGUGCAGCUUAAAGCAAAUUUUGAAAAUAAUCAAAAAUGGUGGUCCAACUUCUCGAAUAAUAACAAUAAUGAUAUUGAAAUCACUGCCUAUAUUGCCCAAUCGAUGAUGGAAGUUGAAGUAUCGAGUGAUGUCUUGGCAAUUAUAAAAUGGCUGAUUACAAAGCGGAAUAGAAUGGGCGGCUUUUCCUCAACACAGGAUACAGUAGUUGGCCUGAAAGCCCUAUUUACUUUCGCAGAAAGAUAUGCAACUGCUAUUGAAGGCAGAAUGACAAUUCACUUUGAGGCUCAAAACAAGGAAGGCAUUGAAACCACCAAAGGCACCAUUAAUUUGGAUAAUAACAAAUCUUUGGAAUUGCAAACUCAUGUGCUUCCCAAGUCAACACGUCAGAUUGCCUUGACAACAGAAGGAAAAGGAUCCACUUUGUUGCAAUUAUCCUAUCAAUACAAUUUGGCCACUCCUGAUGCCAUGCCUAGUUUCGUUGUUAAGUACAACGCUCAGAAGCCACUGUUUCCGGGUCAUUUGCUUAUGACUAUAAGUGUCGAAUACAAACACGAAGCGAAACAGUUCCAGGAGUCCAACAUGGCUGUCAUGGAGAUCAAUCUGCCAUCAGGCUAUACAACAGACGAUGAUACGCUGAAAUCCAUUCGCGAAACCAAGCGAGUUCAGCAAGUAGAAAUGAAAAAUAAGACGGCAGUCAUAGUUGUCUACUUUGAGAGUCUUGUGGUGGGCAAACCCAUAUGUUUCGAUGUUGCUGCUGAAAAGUUGCACGAAGUGGAAAUGUUAAAACCUUCCGCCAUUACCAUUUACGACUAUUACAAUACUCAACGUCGUGCCACCAUUUAUUAUCAGAUCCUCCAGUGAUAUGGAAAGAGAUCUAAGGCAAUGCAGUAUUUGAAAAUUAGAGCAUAGCUUCUAGGCCCAUGAGUUUCACUUCUUACAGGAUCGCUACAGAGUGCUAGAGAGAUAUCCAUUAAAAAAAUGCAAGCUUCUUAAUGCGAAAGCAAGUUAAUCGCACUACAGAAAAUUUCCUAAAUGUAAAAUUUAGUAAUCCGCUUCCAAUUGUUUGUUUUUCUGUUCAUAAACUUAAAUUGUAACCCCCAAAAACGGCCACCAUGUCGUAAAGAAAUAUGCAAAAAUAAAAAAACACCGAUUA
Molecule: messenger RNA, 4539 nt
Organism: Stomoxys calcitrans (stable fly)
Lineage: Eukaryota; Metazoa; Arthropoda; Insecta; Diptera; Muscidae
Product: alpha-2-macroglobulin
Exons: 8
Coding region: 72-4247 (1391 amino acids)
Cellular component (GO): extracellular region
Molecular function (GO): endopeptidase inhibitor activity
Source: RefSeq, a predicted model, not a curated record